Molecule: messenger RNA, 1625 nt
Organism: Pseudopipra pipra
Lineage: Eukaryota; Metazoa; Chordata; Aves; Passeriformes; Pipridae
Gene: RAB36
Product: RAB36, member RAS oncogene family
Exons: 13
Coding region: 531-1328 (265 amino acids)
Biological process (GO): vesicle-mediated transport
Molecular function (GO): GTPase activity; GTP binding
Source: RefSeq, a predicted model, not a curated record
GGGCUGUGAGGGCACGAGGGGACGGCGCCCUGGGGUCCCGGUGUGGGGCGGUUCUACCUCGCCUCUCUGCUGAAGUGUGCGGUCUCUCUUCUCGCCCCCUGUUUUCAAAGUAGUUACAGUUGAGAAAAAUUAAAAAUUGAGGAAAAAUUCAGAGUGAACACAACGGUGGUCGAGUUACGGGGCAGGAAGACAGCAGGUGAGCGCCUUGAGGUGCAAGGGUCGAAGAGAGCUCAGGGAGUUUUGGACCAGAAUCCGCUGGUGCUCCUGUUCUUGCAGCGUUGAGAUAAGGAGGGUUGUGAUGCCGUGGAGACACCAUGUUCCCAGCCCUCCCUGGUGACUGAAUCCCCUUUCAGCUCUGGUCCUGCGCAUAGUUAAAUCACUCCAACUCCGCCUUCCCGGUCUGUGGAAGAGCGGGAGGAAGGGAAUUGUUGCAAGCCUGUUGCUAUGGCCACGUAGGAGCGGGCUGAGCUGUUUGUGUGGCUGGAAUCCUGCUGCAUCAGCUGCUGCACGUAUUUAACUGGAUUUGGAGGAUGAAGUCCAGCCUAAUGCAUUUUGUUCCCCCAGUGAGUAGGGACAGAAUAAUCUCCCAGUUUCCCAAGUGGUACACACCUGAGGCCUGUCUGCAGCUUAAGGAGCACUUCCACACACAGGUCAGCACUGCCUGGCAGCAGAGCACUGCAACAGCAGGGCUGAAAAUAUCCAAAGUGGUUGUGGUAGGAGACCUGUAUGUUGGGAAAACCAGUCUUAUCAACAGAUUUUGUAAAGAUAAUUUUGACCGAGACUACAAGGCAACCAUUGGAGUGGAUUUUGAAAUGGAACGUUUUGAGAUAAUUGGAAUCCCAUAUCAUCUCCAGAUAUGGGACACAGCAGGUCAGGAAAAGUUCAAGUGCAUUGCAUCUGCUUACUACCGAGGAGCAGAGGUUAUAAUAACAGUGUUUGAUCUGGCUGAUAUCCAAACUUUGGAUCACACCAAACAGUGGCUAGAAGAUGCAUUGAGGGAGAAUGAACCAGAUUCCAGCUUCAUCUUUCUAGUUGGAACAAAAAAAGAUUUGGUGUCAGAUGCUGUGUGUGAGAGGACAGAGCUGGAUGCCAUCUGCUUGGCCAAUGAGAUGCGGGCAGAAUAUUGGUCUGUCUCAGCCAAAACAGGGGAAAAUGUCAAAGAAUUCUUUUCCCGAGUUGCUGCCUUGGCCUUUGAACAGUCCAUAAUAAAGGAGCUGGAGAACACUCCUGGGCACAUGGCCCAAAUUGGGGCAGGAAAUCUCAUCAACCUGGAGAACAUUUUGGAAAUCCCAGAAGGCAACGCUCAAGUCAGCCCGAGUUGCUGCUAAUUGUCAACUGUUCCUUCAGGCCCCGUGCUUCUCUGCAGCACAGCACAGAGCACCUGCAGCAGUGCAAGCUCUCAGGCCAGAAACAGAGAGCUUUAAUUUGGGAAACAAGGGAGGAAAAACUUAGCCCAACUUCCCUUCUGAGAGUUCCCUUGCUGCUGCAGGCUCCUCGUGCAGGGUGGUACAAUUGUUACAUAAACCUUCCUCUGUGUAGUUGAAACACAACAUCCUUAAUGCAAGGAGACAUUGCCAGUGCCAUGUGCUCACCUGUCUGCCAGAAGUGCUUGUAGUCAAAAAUGA